Molecule: messenger RNA, 1785 nt
Organism: Hyaloscypha bicolor E
Lineage: Eukaryota; Fungi; Ascomycota; Leotiomycetes; Helotiales; Hyaloscyphaceae
Exons: 4
Coding region: 1-1785 (594 amino acids)
Source: RefSeq, a predicted model, not a curated record
AUGAAAGUCAAAAUCAUUGUUCUGCUUCUUAUAUGCAGUACCUUGGGCGAAAUCUUUGGACGCGCAAGCACCUUAGGCUGCGCCGCCGACAAUUGUGCAAGGGCGGUCACUGGUACCGACGAUGGCACAGCUACCGUGGCUCAUCAUAAAGUUGACUGCACCAGUUUCAUGCAGGUGACUACCAAUACCAUAGAGCACACGACGAUUAGGCCUACUGCAGUUCCCAAGUAUGCAAGCGCUUGCUCAGGUACCUCGCGAUACAGCAGUGCCUGCUCAUGUUGGGGCGUUACAGUGCUCACCGUAACGUCCUCCGCCUCGGCAACAAGCUCAACUAUAUCCUCAACACCAAUUCCGUCUUUUACCAGUGUUACUGUCCAGACCCUCACGAACCCUUCAUCCUGCUACCAGUUGCCUACUCCAACAUCUUCACUUACCAUCGUCUCUGAUAAUAGUACUAUCAAUACACCUCUCGAUAGUCCAAUCGCGCUGUACUUGAGUCAGAACGGGACCGUACUUCUAUACUUUGGCCUCACUGUCAAUGGCUCACCUUUUCUUUACGACAUUUCCAAUCCCGAUCAACUAGUCGUCAUAUCUGAAAGUGGUAACUCCAUGCUCAUCAACCAGACGGGCAUCUAUGUCUUCAGUGCUGACUGCAGCAUUGGCAUCGCUGUGUCGGUGCCGAACUUCCUGACCCAAGUCGCGGGUCUCACAGAUAGCACAACCACUAAACGCUCAGGAUCUCUGGACGGGAGAGCCGUGACCCCUUUCUACGUUGAUGUAAUCAUACAAAACCAGUGCGGACAAGCACGUGAAGACAUCAGUCCCAAACUCAACUUUGGAUUGUCGUCAUGUACUCUUACCAGUGCCGUAUUGGGCGUCUUCGACUUCAUCUGUUCAUACCCAGGCCUCAAAAGCAACGAACAAAGCUGCGAGAACAAUCUUAAUAGCUUUCUCUCCUUUCCUUGGACUUCUGUAGCUGUUCUUGUCGCAAAAGUCUGGCCUGAAACGCUCAUCGGAAGAAUCGGAGCUGGUAUCGUAGCUGCACUCAGCGUUGAGGAAACCGUGAUCGCAGCGGCUUUUCUGACAAUCUUACAGUUUUACCUUCCGCCCCUUCUUCCCGGGAUUGCAAGCAAUGUAUGCACCAAUCUCUUCCUGGACGAGCCAACAGAUCUAGCCGUCACGGCUGAUGGGGCCAUCUCAGACAUAGCAAUCAUCACAGCCGCCCCCGCAACUACCACUACAAUUCGGUACACUGAUAUAUUAUCCGAUCCGGCCGUGACAUCGUGCGCUGUCGCGUCACCUACAUCUCCGCCUCCGACUCUGACAACGUCCCCAUGCGUGAGUGGAGCGGAGCUCGUUACAGGACCAUGGGAGACCGUCUAUUCGGGAAGCCUUUUGUUCACCACUUUCGAUAACCCAAACUGCGAAGCAAUCUAUAAUAGCGGGGUCCCCGGCCCAACUUCUUCCUUCGCGGAUCUCGAAGCUCAGUGCUUUGUCCUUGCAGACGAAACAACUGGAAGUGUCAUGAUAGCUACAGAACUUGACAUCUACGAUACAGGUACUAAUCACUAUGAUGGAUCUCAGUACUUCUGCCUCACUGCGAAUUGCCCUAUCUCGGCAGGUGACUUCACGCAAGAUUCCAAUGCGGGACAUGUAAACCCUGUCAGCUACGACGUAAGCACGGUUCUUGGGCUUCACUCUAAAGCUAGCAACAUUAUGAGACAGAUUAUUGGGAAACUGGGCACAUUUUAUAUCUCUCUCAGCCCACUGGGUUACAGCUUUUGA